This is a messenger RNA of Dunckerocampus dactyliophorus (ringed pipefish), 8322 nucleotides long. It is a transcript of the gene map2k5, whose product is annotated as mitogen-activated protein kinase kinase 5. The record is from RefSeq and is a predicted model, not a curated record. The transcript is spliced from 20 exons. Bases 314 to 1501 code for a protein of 395 amino acids. Gene Ontology annotation, molecular function: protein binding; protein kinase activity; ATP binding. Gene Ontology annotation, biological process: protein phosphorylation. Lineage: Eukaryota; Metazoa; Chordata; Actinopteri; Syngnathiformes; Syngnathidae.
GGAUGUUGUGUGUGUGCUACUGCUGCCAUACUUAUGACUUCCUUCCCCUAACAUCCAUGAGCUAAACAACCCUGUACACACGGUUAUACUUUACGAAUACGAGUUUACAACAUUAGUGUAGCUUGUUCUACAUCCAUGGCGUGAUUCCGACUCCCGUACAGUUGCUGUUACUAUCCUGUAAACCUUUAAGUGACUACCUAGAAGUGUGUGGACUGAACAGAAUGCUAGAAUGUGUUAGCAAACCACCACAGGAAGUGAUCUCGUUAGCUUCGGCAGGUGUUGUUAUGAAGCUAUUUUUUUCGUCUUCAAACUAAUGCUCUUCUUUAAUAACAUCUUCAUAAUGGACACCGAGGGAAUAGUGAUCCGAAUAAAAACUCCUUUAGGCGACAUGGAUUCUUCCGUCGACUCUCCAUCGCUGCUAAACUUCAGUGAUUUACUGAUCGCUAUCAGAGAUGUUAUGCCUGAAGCCACCGUUACUGCUUUUGAAUAUGAAGAUGAAGUUGGUGACAGAAUUACUGUAAGAAGUGAUGAAGAGCUCAAAGCUAUGUUGUCAUAUUACUGCAGCACAAUGAAUGAACAGCGCAUGAAUGGCCAGCUGCCAGACCCUCUUCAGAUAUUUCCACGAGCCGGCAAGACUCCAGGGAUCCGGAACAUACAUGGCCUGAAGGUGAAUACAAGGCCUACCCCAGCCAAUGACUGCACACAUGGUGUCACAGACCCGAUAGCCAACAACAGCUUAAAGCAAUCAUCUGCUGAGCUGAAGCGGAUCUUAACAAAUGGACAGAUAAAUGCCCAAGAUAUUCAGUACCAGGAGCAACUUGGGCAAGGAAAUGGAGGAACAGUGUACAAAGCGUAUCAUCUUCUCGGCAAGAGGGUUUUGGCUGUCAAGGUAAUCCCUCUUGACAUUACUGUGGAGCUACAGAAGCAGAUCAUGUCAGAGUUAGAAAUUCUCUACAAGUGUGACUCACCAUACAUCAUCACUUUCUUCAGUGCUUUCUUUGUGGAGAACCGGAUAUCUAUAUGCACAGAAUUUAUGGAUGGUGGUUCACUUGAUGUGUACAAAAGAAUCCCUGAGCAUGUCCUGGGCAGGAUUGCUGUGGCAGUCGUGAAAGGCCUAACGUAUCUGUGGAGCCUGAAGAUACUUCACAGGGAUGUCAAGCCCUCCAAUAUACUGGUGAACACCCGAGGACAAGUGAAGCUCUGCGACUUUGGUGUCAGCACUCAGUUGGUGAAUUCAAUUGCCAAAACUUACGUGGGAACAAACGCAUAUAUGGCGCCAGAACGGAUAUCAGGGGAACAGUAUGGGAUCCAUGCAGAUGUCUGGAGUGUUGGAAUCUCUUUAAUGGAGCUGGCCCUAGGCAUGUUCCCCUAUCCACAGAUUCAGAAAAACCAGGGAUCUUUAAUGCCUCUUCAGUUACUACAAUGCAUCGUUGAUGAGCAGUGUCAUUGCAGCUUUAGUUCAUCAGGAAGUGACGGUGGGCGUCCCGAGCAGGAGAGCUAGGCUCAGUGCUAGCUGUGAGUUUCGAGAGAGUUGGGAAGGGUGUUUAUGUUGGCGUGGAUGUAAAGUCCUGCAGUGUUCUCCGCUGUUUAUAAAGCCAUUAAAGUGCAUCGGCGACGUGAGUCUCUCCUUCCCCACAACAAGCGGCAUUACAGUAUUAACCAGUGCACACCAGGAAAUAAACGGUGUCAUUUCUUACAGGCAUUGGCUGGACAGCUAUGUAGUGGGGCUUGUUUAACCUUUGCCUUGUGGGCAAGCAGGAAGGAGAGCCGAUGCUGAGAGAUGUGUGUGUGUGUUCUGAGCUGCUGUCUGGUGGCCGCGUUCAGUAAAUAAAGUUUGCAGAAGCAACAGGAGAAGUUUCCUUCUUUGCUUCGGAGCUGAAUAACACUGACAAGUUAACAGACUAGUAGCGAACGGAAAAGAAGACGGCUGUGUUUGUGUCGAAUACAGAAGAUGAGGACUUUGAUGGAUUUGUGGAUGAGGAUUGAUGAAAAAUAACGUGAGUACAUUCUAAAAUACUUCAAUUAAGUACAACCGAACUCAGUUUUGCUCCCGCUGCCGCAUGCAUGCUAGCGUAUGUUUUUUUUUUUUAUUGUAGCGUCGCUGGGAGCACGUCCUGUUCCCAGCCUAAUUUGUGGUAAUGUUUUGGUGCAAAUGCUCUUAAAGUUACAUGUUUGACCAGGAAAUAGCAAGCUCAAAAGAAGACGGCUUUUUUAUGUGGAACAACUGACAGUUUGUGUGGAUCUUGUGAAUGAUUGUGACUGAGCUAGGACUCAGUAAUUAAAGUCUACGCACUGAUUAAUUGAAAAACGAAACUUUUUCAUGCAUGAAGCUUCUACUUGAGUUGGUAAUUUGGCCGCUAUAUGCAGUCAGGUAUUGACCAGGGGAGACAAAAUGGGUGGCCGCUGGCCGCGUUGGACAGGUGACUGCUAUACACAGGGUCUAUAACGUGUAAAUUUGCUGCGGGGGAUUUUUCAGUGGCUGCUAUAGGCAGGUGGCCGUUCUAUAAAGGUGGCCGCUAAGACAGGUUUGACUGUAUUUUCAUUCAUGUAGCCAUUUUUAUGCUUGAAAAUGCUUAAUUUAGGCCAUGAGUACAUACAGUUUUCUUAAAUAUGCAUUUUUUAAACCAAAAAAUAGACGAUAUUCAACCAUGAAACAGCCAUCAGCCAUUUAUUAAUUAAUUAUUUUUUGAAAACUGCCAUUAGAGUGAGGGCACGAUAUUCCGACCGCAAUGUAGCAAGGACCGACUGUAUUGCGCAUUAGUCAGCUGCCAGCUAUGAAGCUAAUUAAUGUGAAGAAUCCAAAACUUUUUUUUUUUUUUUUACGAAAAACUGACCUAAUCUACUAGUUGAAGCAUUUUUUCUGCAUCAUAUCAUUAGUAUUUUGUUAAUAUUAAUAUUAUUAUUAUGUUUCUGUUCACAGCACUGCAGUUCAACCAGUUUACCAAAAACAAGAUUUCUGUCUUGCUUCGUCAAGGCAUGAAGAUUGAGCAAUUGCAUUUCAGACAUUUAUAAGUCAAAUUUGUCUCUCCUGCAGUUAUUAUGGGUUUAUUAUAAAAAAUGAUGAGGAAAGCUACGAAACUAUGAAAAUAUACCAUUUAUUAACAUUGAAUCCCAUAUCACGGAAAUUCAUUUAUGGCAGUUAACCGCUAUAAAUGUGGGACGACUAUGUAGUGUCCCGCUGGGAUCUUCUAUUGUUUUAAAAGUCGCUGAAAUGAGCAAGAUAGAGCUUCCUUUAAAAAAAUAGUUGUGUAUUUCGUGUUAAGUGUGACUCAGCUAUGGAACACUUUCAGCUGAUGCCUUGAAGUGGAGGUUCUCUGUAGUUGUUCCUACCAUCUGCCCACUGUCUCUUUUCAUUAAUGUCUCUCUCUACUGUUUGUUGAAUAGCAAGCAGCUCCACUGAUAAAGAACUCCCACUUUAUUUUCAAGCCUGUAAUUACUGAUCUAAUUUUGCCUAAUAAUUGCUUCAUGGCAAUGACAUGUAUAUUUACUCGUACCCUUGUACCCUUGCGGUGUGUGUUCUCGCAGUGGAACCAUGUUGACAAGCGGAGGAAUAAUUCACACAGAUGAGACACUUUCAUCAGCUUGCUUGUCUUUUGUAUCGUUGCCUGUUGCCACAUCAAAGCUGUAGCAGCGUCCCUCUCAGCUGGAAACAUGAAUACAUGCAUAAAAUGUGUGUGUUGGUGUUUGAAACUGCAGAAGGUGCAUGCGCCAGUCCAAAUGUGGAGAAAACAGAUGAUCUGUUAUAACUAAAAAAAAAACACACACACACACACAAUCAACUGUAUUGUGUGUGUGUGUGUGUGUGUGUGUGUGUGUGUGUGUGUUGCAUUUGAAAUUUGAAAUGCACUAUGAUGUAUCACUCAUCCAAGUGGUGACAGCACUGUGAAGUGCAUUGAGAUUAGACGGAAUCCAGUUGUUUGUUCAUUUAAAUAGAUUCAUGCAUCAUGGUUUGCAAGAGGCUGCCGAUCAGAACAUUAAGGAAUGGCGAACACUGCCCAGAGGUGUUUUUAAAAGCACAGCGGUGCGUUAAAUGUAGAGAGGUUUAAUUCCCUCCAAUGUGAAUGAACCCCUGCUUUUCUACCCCAGAGUUCUUAACAGUGGCGGGCCGUGCAUUUCUUACAUGGGCCGCAUGGUGGCCUAGUGGUUAGCAUGUUGGCCACACAGUCAGGAGGGUUUGAAUCUUCAUUGGGCAUCUCUGUGUGGAGAGUCUUCUUCUUGCGUGCCUGGAUUUUCUCCGGGUUCUCCUGUUUCCUCCCACAUUCCAAAAACAUGCAUGUUUGGUUAAUUUCCGACUCUAAAUUGUCAGGUGUGAAUGUGAAUGGUUGUUUGUCUAUAUGUGCCCUGCAAUUGGCUGGCGACCAGUCCAGGGUGUACCCCGCCUCUGCCAGUUUGCUGCUCAUUCCUCCCUGCACGUUGUGCGAACAACAGUGCCUGACCAGACUUGAAAACUGCUCAAGUGAAUGAAACUGAGCCCACUUAUCCACAUCUUCAACUCAGUUGUGGUGCCUUUGGAAUAACCACAAGCACAGUUUAGGCUGUCAGCAGCCCCACCACUGCAGCUGGAAUUGACCACAGCUGCCCCUGGUGGAAAGCAAGGGUAGAGGGGGGAUAGAUGGAAUAAUGAGGUGAGGGAUGAUCAUAGAGGGGCCGUCUGGCAGAGCUGUUCUACAUGACAUAACCCCAUUGGCAACAUUUAACACGUGCACGCAUACAGAAUUGGUAGUGUUAAUUUUGGUAACUGCAUUCAACGUAAUCUUUUGUGUGGGUUUUUGUCACCCAUAUUACAUUUUUGUUUUAUUUAAAUAUAAUAAUAUAAAUGUAUUAUAAUUUACACCAAAUCCGAAUUAGACAUAUUAGGCUUGAGUAUAUGCAUGAGAUACGCCUGUAUCACCUUCAUCUUAUAAAAAGUGGUGCUGAAGGCUCCAGAAUAUGUUUUAACUUGACAAGGCCUAGCACUAUUAACUUCUCAUGAGUGAUCAUGAAUGAACGGCAUUGUCUUUUUGGCAGCAAAAAAUUAUUUGUGUGACAACACUCAUAUCAGAGGAAUAGUCCAGGGAACGACAUCUAAGAUGCAACGUAUUGAAAACUGAAUUUGAAUUCAACAGGAUUAUCAAGAGUUUUAGACCAUCACCUUAAAAAGUCAGGAAGACAAGCAGGAACAAGCAUUCGUUCUCCAAUCCUAUUCCUUGCCUUGUCACCAUCUACUGGAUCAUGAGAAAGACUGCAUCAGAUGACCUGACUGUUCUCUCCGCAAAACAUAGCCACAUGCAGGAGAAGACUGAUAGACUAAACAAUUUGCCAACCAAACUGGUCUUACAGGGUCCUUUGCUUAAAUAUGUUAUAUAUUCUUUGUAAUUAUAUUCUACAUUGUUCGAUUUUUGAAAGCGAACGAUAAAUUUGCAAACAUUACAUUUAUAGUUCAUGGCGCCAGCCAUGAUGAACUGUCUUUCGCAGAUCAGCCUCAUUUCCAGAAGUGACGCCAUUGGGGUACUAUCAGUCAUGUAAACAAACAUGGUGGUUUAUGAGACACAGGAUGGUUACAGUGAUUAUAGGGACGAUUUGAGUGAUGUGUCAAUAGUUUUUGAGGAGGAAGAAACAUUUGGAGAUGAAAUAGACAACUUGCAGAACAUGGACUUAAGCCGUAAGACACAGAGACGAAGAUUGGUCACCUUCAAAACACAGAAUGGUACGUGUGAAUUACUCUGAAGUUGCUUAUCCUUCAAUUAUUAUUUUAAAUCGGCUUCUUAAUGAGAGUAAAGGGGUUUUUAUAGCCUGUUUUAUUGUACAUGUGGCCGCAUGUCGAGGAUGAAUGCCGCCGCCGCCGCCACCGCCACCGCCACCACAGUAAACAUAUCACUGUCAAAAUAUGUUUAUACAACAUGUCUAAUACUUUGCAGCCUUGUCGCUGUCAUGGAAUAGUGUUUUAAAGACAUUAUGUAAACAAGACAUGAUUUACUCUCUUGUGCCAACUUGGAUGUAGUGAUCAUUCUUCUUGCCUUGUUUUUCUCUUGUGUACCGGUGGAACAGCAUCUUUUUUCAAAAUGCGUUUAUACCACACUUUGAAGCCAAAUGCUUCUUGUAAAGGUAUUCUUUCGAAGCAGUUGUCAGUGAAAUCAUCACUGCAAAGAACAGAACUCGUGGUGAGUGUCCAUCUGUCUCUCGUUCUCUGCACUUGCUUCAUCCAUUGUUGUCUUAAACCUUCCUCUUUUGGAAAAGAAAAAAACUUACAGUAUCACGCAGAUACUGUGAACAUCCAGCAGACACUGUGAACAUCCAGCAGCAACACAAUAUUUUGGCAUGACGACUAUUUUGAUGAAAAAUAUACUGAACCAAGUCGACAAUCUAUUUCGAAAAGCGUUAUUUUACUCUACUGAGAGGUGUCACCCCAAUGACAUCACUUCUGAAAAUGACACUGAGCUGUGAGAACUAGUUCAUCAUGGCUGGUGCCAUCAACUGUAAAUGUAAUUUUUGCGAAUUUACUGUUCACUUUCAAAAAUUUAACAAUGUAGAACAUAAUUGCAAACAAUAUAUAACAUAUUGAAGCAAAGUUGAUGAAACAGGUCAGGGACCCUUUAACAUCAACAUUGCCAAAACUCAAGUGAAACCAACCCCAAUAAAUAUCAGUGGGAAACCACUUGAAAUCGUAGGUGAUUUUACCUACUUGGGCAACCUUGGGCAGGAAGGACAUCGGGGCACAAAAACAGAUCAAGACAAGACUUGGAAAGGCGCAAGGUACAUUUGCACAACUUUGCCCCAUUCGGAAAUCCAAAGUGGUACAGUCAGAAAUUUAAGAUUUGCCUUUAUAAAAGCAAUCUGUUCUGAUGUAUGUCUGAGAAUGCUGGCGAGUCACCGGCUCUACAAAAUGACAGGCUGCCAAAGUGUUGUUGAAGUUGAUCAAGUGCCAAAUCCGAUGGCUCGGUCAUGUGCUCAGAAUGGAUAGAGAUCAGCCUUGAGAUGGACACCACCUGGGAAAAGAAAGCCAGGAAGACCAAAAACUAUUUUGCACAGGACAGUGGAAACAGAUUUUGCCACACUGAAUCUUAGGUGGGACCAGGCGCAGUGCAUAGCCUAAGGACAAGAACAGAUGGAGAGAACUCACUGUGUGGCCUUAUGUCCCAACUGGGACCAAGAGGAUUAAGUAAGUCAGUAACCUUUAAAAGUCCAAAUCUGCAAUAAAAUCUGUCUUUCACGUAAUUUUCUGACAGACAUUUACACUGACUUGGCCACCUGAUGGCACAGGCAAAGAAGCUUUCUGUCCUUGAACUGUACAAAUAAGACUCCUUGCAACACGCCAUUACUGCUGAGGUUGGACUCAGUAAGGCUUAAUGAAAUGUUUGUUUGUUUUUCCCGGAGUGUAUAUGCAGUCAUGGAAAAAUGAUUAGACCACCCUGGUUUCUUGAGUUUCUUGUUCAUUUGAAUGCCUGAUACAACUAAAGGUACCUUUGUUUGGACAAAUAUAACAAUGACAGCAAAAAUAGCUCAUAAGAGUUCAUAUUUUUGGCAGUACAAUGCUGUAGCUAUUCAUGUAAGAGCUUUAAGUGAUUUUAGUUAUUAUAAAGAAAACCAUGGAAGUUGCUAGAUAUCAGCUCUUAAAUUAAACUCUUAUGAGCUAUAUUUGUUAUCAUCAUUAUAUUUGUCCAAACAAAUGUACCUUUAGUUGUACCAGGAAUUAAAAUGGAUCAAUAAACUGAAGAAACAAGGGUGGUCUUAUCAUUUUUUCCAUGACUGUAUUUGAGCCUGGAGGUAUGAUUAUGACCUGUCGUAAAUGAGAAAACAUUCACACUUGUUGUUUUUAAAUAUCACUGAGGAUGGACAAUGUUAUGUAAUAAUUGUGGAUGUUGUAUAAUUAUUCCAGUCUUGAAAAAGAAAGGUUCAAAUAUAUCAUGAAUCGCCCCCAAAUGAAUGCAAAACAGCCUCUCGUAAACUGCAAGAAGGAGUUAGUUAGAUAGUAUACAGAACUAAUAACUAAAUUAACACUUAAGUCACUCACACUGCACACAGAUCACAUGAGAUACAGAAAAACACUAAAGACGACAAAUGACACUGUAAUAAAAAAGAACAAAAAAACACUAUGCUGCUGGCUUUCAUAGCUGCUGAUGCUUGAACAUGCUCAAGCAUACUGUAGCAGUUAACCGCAAAACACGGUAACACGCCGCAAACCGAGGGCCACCUGUAUAUCCUUUUUGGUGGCCAAAGGACAGCAACUCCUUUCUCACACACACUGUAAACUCCCUCAUUGUGGGCUUUCACAUUGUUGAUCAUAAUUCUACUUUUCAUUUGAACCAAACUUGAGGCAAAGCACACAUAAAAGUGUAUAACAUG